Molecule: messenger RNA, 1410 nt
Organism: Mesorhabditis spiculigera
Lineage: Eukaryota; Metazoa; Nematoda; Chromadorea; Rhabditida; Rhabditidae
Source: the annotation of a GenBank genome assembly
AUGGGGGCUCAUUCCCUCUCGGAGGCUUUCAAUGCGGACGACGAGGCGUUGCUCCAGUACCUCCUCGCGGUGAAGCGCCACGCUGCAGCCGUGAACAAGUUCAGUGAGGCGGAUUUCCUGGUGCGCAUUUUCUCCAAACGAGCCGCUGACGGUGCGCACAUGCGGGAGGAGUUGGUGCAUAAUGCCUGGGACAUGCUGGAUUUUCCAAACUUGCACAACGACGCGUGGGCCCCUGAGGCACGGACGAAGAAGACCGAGACCUUGAACCUUGCCGCGUUUCCGGACCUCCUGCAGGAGCUACCGCCCGAAUUGCACAAGGCGAUUCAGGACUCGUAUCAUCUGGCUUCGACAUCUGAAGCUUUGUGUCUUGACGGAUUGAAGAAGGCGAUGAAGCCCUACCGCACCGAACGAACCCGGCGACUUCGGGAAGUUGAAGCCGCCCAAAAGGCCGUAGACCUCGCCUGGCAGAGCUACAAAGACAAGUACAAGGCCAGGGAAGUGCGCCUUGCCACCGAGCUCGGGGCCGGGGUUUGCGCAGAAACGCUCUACAGAGACGCGGCUGAGAUUCCCAAAGGGGCCUCCAUGAUGGUCAUCACUAUCAUAAAUCCGAUGCCGCUCCCAUUUGGCGGCUUCGUGCUAGCGCCGCCCGCCGUCGUCCCGGAAGCUGGGCACCAGGUGCGACAAGCCGACGGAUGGCUCGACAGCUGGAUAAACGUUAGUGCCGCUGACGACUCUUCGACGCAAUCCCACAAGGACACUACGGCAUCUGGCGGCCGUGCACCGCGUACGCAGCUGGUUUUCAACAUGCAAGAGGACGAAGUGCAGUAUAGCGGAGAAUCUGAAGACGAGAAGAAUAACGGUUACGAGGGAUCAGAUGAGGCGACUAAUGCUGCUCGAUCGCUCCCCGGCAACAAGAUGACGAGGAAGGGGGCCACUCCGCCGACGCCGGCUCGCAAGGGCGACAUCGAGGAGCUGCACAGCGGAUACGAGCAAUCCGACCAGAAGGAGCAUGAGAAGCCUGAUGAUGCCCAAUCACCACCUGGCGAAGAGAUGACGCUGAAUGCGGGGGUCACUCCGCCAACACCGCAAGUGGAGCAGGAUGGUACCGAUCGCGAGCUGCUCGUAGAUGAUGGCGCCGGAGGUCAAGACGGCCAUGUUACGACCGACCCCGACACCACCAGCGACAAUGCCACGCAGCCAAACGCCCGUGGAGGUCCGCGCUACUUCGCGGGCAGGUGCAUUAUUUGCAUGCCCGGCGUCGGCGAUCAGCAGACCUCGCUGAAGUUUGCGCGCCCGCUCUGCAAACCCCACGUCCGGAAGUUCGCGCGCCUGCUCGAGCGGGUCGCCACCAACCCGAACUGCGCUCCCGGAUGCGGCGGUAACGGUGGUAAGUUGGCAGUUCUGGACUGU